Molecule: messenger RNA, 475 nt
Organism: Candidula unifasciata
Lineage: Eukaryota; Metazoa; Mollusca; Gastropoda; Stylommatophora; Geomitridae
Source: the annotation of a GenBank genome assembly
AACAUUCGUUUGAGCAGCAUCUCAGUUCUGGCACUGUUGGUGAAUGAGGAGGAAGCAGAACUACUAAGUACCCAUGUCUCCAUUUUCCAGUUUAUGAUAAAGAAGUUGAGCAAAGCCCUGAAGAAGGAGGAUCACAAGGAUUUGGGGUGGUCAGCUGCUGAAUUGACUACAGCUAUUGGGAAACUGGCCAGGAAUGAUGCCAACAAGAAAGUCCUGGUUGAUGAAGGCUGUCUACCACUUCUUGUUGAGCUGCUGAAUGCUGGCGAGGAAAGGGAAAUUAAAGAAGCUUUAUGCUGUAUAUGGGCUCUGUCCUUUGAUAAGGAAAACAAGAACAAGAUGGUAAAUGAGCCUGGAUUGGUGACAGCUGUUUACGAAAAGUACCUCACAUUGAAUGGUUCUAGCCAACAUGACUGUCAAGGAAUUCUGUGGUCCUUGCGGGAUGAACUUUUGACAUCUCUGGAGUAUAAAAGUAUAG